AUCUAAUCUACCCACGUGGUAAUUAGCUUCUCCUCGUCCACUAGAAAGAUUGGAACCUAUAAGGAAGGUUGUCCAUCCAUAACUUGUGAUCAUUAACUGCUGAAACUCAUAAACGACAUAUUACAUUUUUAAGAAAUUGGACUUAAUUUGCAGAUACAUAUUAUGGCUUGGUACAUCCGGACAAUAGUUUCAUUUGCUUUUAUAUGUUUUGCUGUUUCAAGACCUGAAAUAUAUUUGGAUGAAGGGGAUUCCGGUAAUGAAGUUGGGAGUGGUAGUCCUGAGAGUGAAGAAAAUGAAAUGAGUGAAUUUGAAAUAGCAGAUAGAGAACAGGAAAAGUUGGGAGUGAAUAAAGAAGAGACUGGAGGUAAUUGUGAAGGAGACCUAAAGGCGAACAGUGACGAUGAUGACACUGAAAGCAGCUGUACAAAGAUAAAAGAAGAAUCCGAAACAGAGAAUGCGCAGUUCAGGAAUGCUCUCGGGAAACCUUGGCGUGACACAAUGCUUUGGAAAGACGGUGUGGUUCCAGUUGAGCUUUCAAGAAAAUUCCGUGCAGAUGAAUAUGCCAGUAACCAAAUCUACUAUGCAUUUGGAAAUAUCAGUGAGCUUACUGCGAUAAACGGCGUUCCAUGUAUUACAUUUAAACAACACGAAGACGAAGAUGACUUCUUAUUUCUUCAAAGAAAAAGCGGGUGUUGGUCUCAAGUGGCUAGGAGAGGGGGUAACCAGACAGUGUCUCUAGACUUUGGAUGUACAAGAACUGGAACCAUCAUGCAUGAACUGUUACACGCAUUAGGCUUCUACCAUGAGCAAAGCAGAUCCGACAGAGACGACUAUGUAACGAUUUACUGGAAUUUCAUAUCCUCUGGAAGAAAGGGCAACUUUGAAAAGUACGAUAGCAAGUCAGUAGAUGCCCAGGAGGAGCCGUAUGAUUAUACCAGUAUCCUCCAUUAUGGGCCAUAUGCCUUUUCUAUAAAUCGUUUCAAUAAAACAUUAGUUCCUAAAGAAAAUGGUGCACGAAUAGGACAACGUUCUAGGCUGAGCGAAAUCGAUAUUAACAAGAUCCGAAAAUUAUAUAAAUGUCAAGAGAAGGCAAACAACGGAAAAUCCUCCAAAAACAGAAAGCAAGUCCCAUUUAGGUCUGAAGACGAGGACUUUGAAGAAACAGUCACAACUAGACCUACGAGGAGACCUGUAUAUACUACAUCAGCUAGGACCUCCCGAAGGCGAACUACCACAACUACAACAGAACCAAGUAUCACACAACUGCCUAUGUGUAAAAAUUAUGAAAAUUCCGUGUUUUGCAAUUUCAAUAGAGAAAAGUGUGGAUUUGAAAAUGCAGGAGAAUUUGACUGGGUUAUCUUCGAUGGUUCCACUCCUACAGAAAAGACAGGUCCAAUUGAAAAUUUUGCAAGAAGUUAUCUGUUGGCUGAAGCAACGGGAAACACGAAGCGAACAGCAAUACUGAAAAGUCCUACAAUUGCAGAAAAGGGGAGAUAUUGUGUAGAAUUUAUGUACAACAUGUGGGGUUCUAAGAUGGGUAAUUUGAAGGUGCAAGUUGAGAAACAAAAUGGUGUGAUUCUUGAUGUCGGGGAGAUCUCUGGAAACCAAGGUCAAGGAUGGAACAGUGCACAAUUCUCCACAAAUUUAAAACAAGGCAACAAUGUUAUACGCCUAUUGGCGCUCGUUGGAAAUAGAGAUAAGGCUGAUGUGGCAAUCGACAAUUUAUGUAUCCGUAAAGGAGUUUGCGAGAAAGCAAGCAGUCGGAAAUGAAGAAACGUAUAGGAACAUCGAGUAGAGUCGCGAUAUCGCAGAAAGGGACUUUCUUAUCUAGGAUAUUGCGACAACAUUCAAAAGUUUUAUGCAAAAAUACAGAGUCAAUCUGCAAUGAAAUAAUAACAAUAUAAUCGAAUUCACACAUAACGAGGCACUUUCUGACCAAUCGGAAAGCGUUGCAGCCACCAGUUAUCUGAAAUUCCAACGCAUGAUUUUACUUUGAUCGUUUUACUUUGUUCACGUCUCAGUAUGGUUAUGCCCUUGCUUUAUGCUGCAUAGUAGCUCUCUGCUACAACUUUAAAAUUGUAUAUAAUUGUUUUUCAAGGGAUUGAUUGCAUUCUGUUCCAACACAACAAAUAAUGCUUGGGAUAAAAUGCAACAAUUUAAUAAACGGUGCUUGGCAUAUCCCUAGUGUGUAUUUAUUGUGUGUUCAAACAAUAUCUUAUUCCAGUUUGGUAAAUUCAUUCUGUCAUUCAUGACGGUUGGCUUACUGGGAUAAAAUUUGAUUUAAAUACUUUGAGACAUACCAUUGUUCUUUCAUAGACUACUUUUCUGUUAUAUGGAUGGGGUUAUGUCAAACUAUUAAUAUAUUAUGUCAUAGAUCUUUGGUCUCCAUCCCCACUGGUGACUGAGUGUCUAUAGUUACAUAAACUUGUUCAUUUGAAAUAGUCGAGAAUCGUUUUUUGUCUCUAGAAUACCACUAAUAUGUCAGUUUUUCAUUCUUCGUGUAUGCUUGGUAAAUGUUCGUAAAUAUUUAUUAUUUACAUGAUGUACAUUUCAUUUCAUGAUAUAAUUAGUUAGUCUUAGUUUCAAGUGAACUAAGCUGCUUUAAUGAGAAAAUGUACAUUUUGUUUUGUAAUAGUGAAUAACAGCCAAGAUCUUAGUCCCGAAAGGGCAACGUUUGUCCUGAAAUAUGCCACGUUGGUUUAGUGGUAUAACAUGCCAAUAUCUAAGUCCUGAAAUAUGCCACGCUUGUUUUGUGGUAUAACAUGCCAAUAUCUAAGUCCCGAAAUAUGCCACCUUUGUUUUGUGCUAUAACACGCC
Messenger RNA from Owenia fusiformis, 2817 nucleotides. NCBI's taxonomy places the organism in Eukaryota, Metazoa, Annelida, Polychaeta, Sabellida, Oweniidae. The record is from the annotation of a GenBank genome assembly.